This is a messenger RNA of Drosophila yakuba, 772 nucleotides long. Its product is annotated as salivary glue protein Sgs-3. Bases 283 to 714 code for a protein of 143 amino acids. The transcript has a single exon. The record is from RefSeq and is a predicted model, not a curated record. NCBI's taxonomy places the organism in Eukaryota, Metazoa, Arthropoda, Insecta, Diptera, Drosophilidae.
AAUAGUAAAAUAUGUUUUUAUUCUUUAAAUCAAUCGACUCAUUAAAUUCCGAAAAACUCAUUAUACGCAGGUAUGUUAAUACAUAUACAUAUAAAAGCGUGUAUUCCGCCAUCCGAUCGCUUAUGCGAAUUUUUAGCAAACAAUUUGGGAAAAAAAUGCAAAAUUUAUAAGAACCAGCUGCGUAAAUUUGCCAAUAAUUUGCUUACGAAAGUCGCGUGGUUCUAAACGCCUAUAAAAGCCACUGCCGCCAGCCAUCUGCAAUCCCAAAUCUGACAACCCAAGAUGAAGGCAACUACUAUCUUAUCCACCAUCCUCGUCCUGGCGGCCUGUCUUUUGAGGAGCAGCGAGGCGGUAACCUGCACCGCUGACGACACUGUCGCAGGAUGCAUCAACUGCACCACCAAUCCAACCGAUGCCGAGUGCGUGGCCGAGGCAGCCGCCGCCACCACCACCACCACCACAACCACAACUGCAGCAACGCCCACCGCCACAACCUCAGCGACGGCGACGACCACAGUGGCCUCCAGCACCAACUCCUCCUCUGGACGGCGCAAGAUCGUGCGCAUAACCAAUCUGCGCUAUACCAAUGUUAGGAGCAUCCGCGUCAACCGGAACCGUUCAGGGAGCACCACUGGCCGGAAUCAGCGGCGCAGGAACAACUCCAGACGUGUCAACGUGAGGAGGGCCAACGGAAACGUAGUUGUUGUUGGUUAAUCACAAUCCUUCUUUUUAAUAAAACGCUCAACAAGAAAUGGAUUUGUAAUAGUACAUA